UCUAGAGCGCGCUGCAUUCUAUUGCCAGAACUGAUUAAUUUUUCUUCCUUAUCUUUGCUCCGAAAUUUGUAACACCACAACCCGGCAUAAAUCUUCAAUUAAUACAUAAAAAACUUUCUUUAUUGGUUAUGAUUGCAUUACCGUAUGUUUAUAAUGUGCGAAUAAUUAAAUAAAAAUUCAUAAAUAAAUUAUGAUUGGUGUGAAGUAGUGAAUUUAAUAAAUUCUCAAUUGUUGCGGGAUUUUCGUUUGUAAAAUAAACAAUGAAGCUGUUGAAACCCAACUGGGUGUCUCAUGAUGAUUUUCCGAUAUUUUCUGUGGAUAUCCAUCCUGAUGGCAAGAGAUUUGCUACUGGAGGCCAAGGAGGAGAUUCUGGGAGAGUUGUCAUCUGGAAUAUGGAGCCAGUUAUCAGUGAAGCCACGGAACUAGAUCAAAAUUUUCCUAAGAUGCUUUGUCAGCUAGACAAUCAUUUGGCUUGUGUAAACUGUGUGCGAUGGAGCGCUGGAGGUCUUCUGGCCUCCGGAGGUGACGACAAGGUAAUUAUGAUUUGGCGCUAUCACGGGAGUGGAGGAAGCGCGUCAUUUGGUGGUAAAUCCAGUGUCGAGAGCUGGCGAUGCGCUUCGACACUCAGAUGCCACGAAGGAGACGUGCUAGACCUGGCCUGGGCACCCCACAGUCCUUGGCUAGCAUCUGCGUCCGUUGACAACAGCAUCAUUAUCUGGGACGCCUCCAACUUCCCAAAUAUCAUCGCGAUUCUCAAAGGUCACACGGGUCUCGUCAAAGGUGUCACAUGGGACCCCGUUGGCAAGUAUUUGGCUUCCCAGUCAGAUGAUAAAUCUCUGAAGGUUUGGAGAACCACGGAUUGGAGCGAGGCGACUUCGAUAACAGAUCCUUUUGUUGAAUGUGGUGGUACAACUCAUGUUUUAAGAUUAUCUUGGAGUCCAGAUGGUCAGCAUUUGGUAUCAGCUCAUGCCAUGAAUGGCGGAGGACCUACUGCUCAGAUAAUUGAGCGAGAUGGUUGGACAUAUGACAAAGAUUUUGUUGGUCACCGUAAAGCUGUUACCUGUGUAAGAUUUAACAGCAAUAUAUUCCAAAAGAAACAAGGUGGAUCUUCAAAAGCGCGUGAAUAUUGUUGUCUGGCAAUUGGUUCUCGUGAUCGUGCACUUUCGGUGUGGCUUACAUCAUUAAAAAGACCUCUGAUGGUCAUCAACGAAUUGUUCACCCACUCCGUGCUAGAUGCAAGCUGGUCGCCAUGUGGCUUAAGAUUAGCUGCUUGCUCUUGGGACGGUACCGUAGCGUUUAUGGAAUUCACCCAACAAGAAUUAGGUCGGCCGCUAAGUCCUGAAGAACAGAACAAUCUUCACGAUCGUUUAUACGGCAAGUCAUUGGUUCACGGAGGGUUCACAGUAAUGGAAGCACCAGUUUUGUUGAAUAUGAAACCACCAGCACCAGCAACUCAAUCACAACCCGCUCAACCAGUUUCAAACGGUUUCUCUUCUUCAGUUUCAUCGUCGCCUUCUCCUAUAAAAGCUCCGAUAAAUAAACAAAUAGAAAUGAGAACUUCUGAUGGACGAAGACGAAUCACGCCAAUGUUCAUUCCUCCCCCACCAGAUACAGUAAAUUCUAGUGAAAGUACCGACACCACAGCAGCGAUAAAAAAUACUCCAACUUUUUCAAGCACAUCUCAGAUUAAAAGUUCUAUCGUAAUUGAGAAACGUGACGACGUCGUUGCGCCUAACGUUACUACGACGACAAACAUGGCGACGCCGUCAACAUCGGCACCAGGACUUACGUUGAAGCGUCGCGACCCAACAACCGCUCGGCCUAAUCAUCAUCAUCACCAUCAUCAUCAUCAUCAUGGUCGAAAGCUGCGUUUGGUAAACGAUAAACAAGGCAGCAUUGUGUUUCCGGCGUUGAAACCCGUAGGUUCUCUGUCACACCAAGCCGCUCACUAUGCUGUGACAGUCACAAACAAUCAAAAUUUAGCUCAUCUACAAGUCUUCCGAGGCACCGACUCAGAACCGACGUGGAACCUUCACUUAGGCUACAGUGCUGUCGCUUUGGCUGCUUCUGCGGCUGUCAUCGCCGUAGGAUUGGAAGACGGAAGUAUCCAUACGUUUGAUCCUACGAAAGGAUCACGACCUGCACCGCCUUUGGCUCCACCAGCUCCUCUUGCUAAACUCCAUGCUGUCGGUAAUGCAGUCAUGGUGAUAUCUUGCUGCGGUGCUGUUCGUGUUUGGGAAAUCGGCAGCACGUCAAAACUUAUUGUAUCUACUUCUGCUAGUCAUUUAGCAGCUUUUGGAGGGUCUUUACUUUCUUGUACGCUGUACAAUGGAAUGCCGCAUCUCGGAUUUACUAAUGCUCGAGCAUAUAUUUACAAUAAAGAUAUGGGAACAUGGUUACUAGUUGGAGACAGUCAUGAUCCAGUUUGGCGUUGGUCAGCCCAAAGUGCAUCGACUUUAGUUGGUAGCAGAACACCACGUGGUCCAUUGUCUUCAUUGCAAGAAGCAUUGAAUCGAACCGCCGGCGGUAUAAUGCCUAGUCCAAGACCACCACACAAUGGCUCGAGUGUUGUUUCGUAUCUAGAACAACAGUUACUGGCUUCAAAAGCUUUAGGCAGUCAGCAAGAAUAUAUCCAUUGGUUCAUGGCUUUAAUUUCGUUUCUAUUAACUCAAGAUGGGCUGGAAAAAAGAUUACGAAUAAUGCUUGAUGAUCUGAUGGGACCAAGUCACAGCACUGCGGCCAAAAGUAUGUGGGACCCAAUGAUUCUUGGUAUUAGAAAGCACAAGCUUUUGGCAGAUGCUCUUGGAGUAAUCGGCGGACAUUUACGGUGGCAGAGAUUAUAUUUAGAGUAUUCUGAACAAUUAGCUUCGCUCAAAAGCUAAAUUGAAGAUCAAUUAAAUAAAAUUAAUCAAUCAACUAAUUAACUUAUUAAAAUAAAAACUAACACUAAAACUAAAAGUGAAAAAAUCUAAAGUCUACAGUGAUAUUUCUAAGUAAGUUUACACAAAAGCAAUUUAUAUUUUUAUCAUUAUUCUAAGGAGAUAAAAAUAACAGAAAAA
This is a messenger RNA of Cotesia glomerata, 3059 nucleotides long. It is a transcript of the gene Hira, whose product is annotated as protein HIRA homolog. Gene Ontology annotation, biological process: regulation of DNA-templated transcription; DNA-templated transcription; chromatin remodeling. Lineage: Eukaryota; Metazoa; Arthropoda; Insecta; Hymenoptera; Braconidae. Gene Ontology annotation, molecular function: protein binding; nucleosome binding. Gene Ontology annotation, cellular component: HIR complex; nucleus. The coding region runs from base 261 to 2882 and encodes 873 amino acids. The record is from RefSeq and is a predicted model, not a curated record. The transcript has 9 exons.